AUGCCUUCCUGGCUGCCCGCGAUUUCAAUGUCAACUCCAAAGAAGCAGAGCAAUGUGGAACGGGCGGAGUGGCGCGCCAAAUGCCGAAAAAUGUUGCCACAGCAUCUCGAGGCACGACUGGGCAUCAUUCUGGAUCCGUCACAAGUGAGACUGCAGACGUCCCGCGAAGAUGCUUACGACUGGCAGGUUCUCCCCGAAAAGCAACACCUCUUCGAGAAGAAUCUCAGUAACCACUCUAUCCGUGUCUACAAAGAACUCUGCGACAGCGUCGGGGUCAGCUUUGAAGCUGUACCAAAAGCCACAGCGCCGGCGUAUUCUGGCCAGCAAACAUUUAGCUCUGCGCCGUCCGAGCCUCUGAGCUUUGCCUCGAGGAUCAACGAACUUCAGGUGCAAAAUGCUUACAUGUCUCAGCAGCUCCAGCUGCUCAAGCUCCAGCUGGAGGCCGAGGUCAAGCAGCGAGUGAACCUGGACGACAAGCUGAAACUGUCUUACGAUAGAACCGAGGAGCUGCAGAGUGACUUGAAGUCUGCAGCCCGUGGAGAGAGCUAUUUUCGGGACAUAGCCAUGAAAUAUUCCCGAGGUAUCUCCCGACUUGUGCCGAUUCUGGACGAGCUCCAGGAAAACCCAGGGAUAACGGAUGACGGGUUUCUAUGA
This is a messenger RNA of Verticillium dahliae VdLs.17, 654 nucleotides long. RefSeq lists its product as uncharacterized. Bases 1 to 654 code for a protein of 217 amino acids. The record is from RefSeq and is a predicted model, not a curated record. The transcript has 2 exons. NCBI's taxonomy places the organism in Eukaryota, Fungi, Ascomycota, Sordariomycetes, Glomerellales, Plectosphaerellaceae.